Messenger RNA from Hemicordylus capensis (graceful crag lizard), 5186 nucleotides. It is a transcript of the gene PDE8A, whose product is annotated as phosphodiesterase 8A. Bases 1666 to 4209 code for a protein of 847 amino acids. The transcript is spliced from 22 exons. Lineage: Eukaryota; Metazoa; Chordata; Lepidosauria; Squamata; Cordylidae. The record is from RefSeq and is a predicted model, not a curated record. Gene Ontology annotation, molecular function: 3',5'-cyclic-AMP phosphodiesterase activity. Gene Ontology annotation, biological process: positive regulation of ERK1 and ERK2 cascade; signal transduction; cellular response to epidermal growth factor stimulus.
UCAAACUCCGGGGCAGAUGUGCCUUUCCCCCUUCUCUUCUUCUUCUUCUUUCUUCUUCUUGGGUUCCCGUUUCGCUUUUUGGGAAGGCGGCGAGCGCGCGAGCCGUGAUCGUGGAGGCAAGGCAAGAGCUAACGGAGGAAGGCAAGGCGGGCAAGGAGAAGCGGCGGGAGCCGGGAGAGGGCUGGCUGGCGGCGUUGCUGCGGAACAGCCGUCGCCAGAAUUGAGCCAGAAGCGCCGGGGAAGGCGCCUUCUCCGCCGCGGAAAAGGAGCACCGCCGCCGCCGGCACCGCGCCUGCGAUCGCCACCCAGCGCCUGGGAAUUUAACAGCCUCCCUCGCCAUUUUAAUUCAUUCCACGCCGAUCGGACCCUCCAGGAUUUCUCCCGCUCUCUUUUCCGCCCCCACCCCCGCCGCGUUUCUCAUUUGUCUGAAAUGUUGGCACCGUUUUGGUGCAAAAAAAAAUCACGCCUCUAGAAAUAUGGAGCUGGAGGAAGAGGCGGCCACGGGCAGGGAGGUCUCCGGCUCUUGCCCCGGAUUCCCUUAAACUUCUCUUCGUCUGGGCUGCUGACCCUUUCAGGCGUGUUGGGCUCUGACUCCUGCGGGGCUUCUUUGCAACCUCGCCUUGCUGGUGGUUUCGCGUGAUGAUGAUGCGCUGAGUUGGAAAGGUCCUACCGCUUUGGGUGGCUAGGUAGGGGAGGUGCGGGAAUCGUUGCCCACUGAAUGAAAGGCUUUUGGGGGGGGGGGGUGUCUGGAGAAAGGAGCCUCUUUGUGGGGACUAGGAAGGGAAAAAAAUCGCAUUUCCGCAGCUUCGGUUAAAAGGAGAGGAAGUAACGUGUGAAGCAGGAAGUAACGUGUGAAUGCCUAUAAGCAGCGAGUCCCAGAUUUUUCAACUGCAGCGGCUGAGCAGGAGAAGGAAGAGGAGCGGAGGGGUCUGGCCCGGAAUAUGAAUUGGACAGGCGCUUCAGGAGGGCUGCGCUGUAAGGUUCCUCUCUGCUCCCCCUCCCCUCAGUUGGCAUCUGCUUGAAUCUUAGCUGGAAGGAAGGAUCUAUCCACUUGAAGCAGGGAGGAGGAGGUGUGGGGUGAGCCGUGGUGGGGGAAGGAAGACACCCCCUUAAUUACUAAUGGACUACAGUCACACAUGCAGAAAGUAAUAUUUCCAGUCUGGAGUUGGACUGCAAGCUGAGAAGAAAUGGUACCAUCAGUAAAGUGUGGGGGUCCAGUCUCCUCUUAAGCCAAAAGGACCGUGGUGGGGCUCCUGGAUUCCACCCCUUUCUGCCCCUGCUCUUUUGACUAUCAGCCCUUUUUGUUACAUCGAUGAAGGCCUUGGACUCCUGAUUCCAAAUCUGCACCCCAUUCCAGUCCCUCCUGCCUUGCCUCACUCACUGUUUUUCAACCCACAGUGUGAGGUUGAGAGCAAAGAAACCGGUUCUCUUGGAGGGCCGAAAGAAGAAGAGGUGGAAGAACAGCCCCCACCACACAACCUACACCAUGUUUCUCUGGAUGUGCGGGGUUUGGCUUUGGCACAGCUGACAAUGUGGACCAGGGCAGCAGCUCAAGAAGGAGAUACAAACUAUUAGCAACAAAAGACGCCGAGGGGCCGAUUUCCCCCCAGUGGAAAGUGGGGGGAAAGAAGUUCUCUUGAGGACUAGUGGCUUAAAACCAUCACCAUGGGCUGCGCUCCUAGCAUCCACAUCUCGGACAGCAGGGUGGUUUAUCACAGUAACAAGGAGCCGGAGGACUCGAACUCACCGCACCAGUCCCAGCAACAGCAAGGCAACCCUGUCCCUGGAUUAUUCAUUAAAUCUUCCAACACGUCUGCAUACAAAUUGAGGGCUAAUCCUUCCAAGAAAGGCAAACGGGACAACCUAGAGGUGGAGACUCAGACCAGCAGAUCCAGUGUGAAGGCAGUGGGAACAGAUAUGCAGUUUGGCCCUAUGAGACUCCACCAAGAUCAACUUCAGGUACUUUUAGUGUUUGCCAAAGAAGACAACCAGAGUAAUGGAUUCUGCUGGGCGUGUGAGAAAGCUGGAUUUAGGUGUAACAUUGCCAAGACGCCUGAAUCCGCGCUUGAGUGUUUUCUGGAUAAGCACCAUGAAAUCAUUAUUAUUGAUCACAGGCAUUCAAGAUACUUUGAUGCAGAAGCAUUAUGCCGGUCCAUUAGAACAACAAAACCAUCCGAGAACACUGUUAUUAUUGGUGUGGUACGAAGGCAUGCAGAUCGCGAAGAAUCCUCAAUACUGCCCCUCAUUUCUGCCGGUUUCACAAGGAGAUAUGUAGAAAAUUCCAACAUCAUGGCCUGUUACAAUGAACUCAUUCAGCUUGAAUAUGGAGAAGUGCGGGCACAAUUUAAACUAAGGGCUUGUAAUUCAAUCUUUACAGCACUGGAGAAAAGCCAAGAAGCCAUUGAGAUCACUAGUGAAGACCAUAUAAUACAGUAUAUAAAUCCUGCAUUUGAAACAAUGAUGGGCUAUCAAAAGGGCGAAUUAAUAGGAAAGGAACUAACAGAAGUGCCUACAAAUGAAAAAAAAGCAGAUUUCCUUGAGGCUAUUAAUUCUUGCAUCAAGAUAGAAAAGGAGUGGCAAGGAACCUACUACACCAAAAAGAAAAACGGAGAGAGCAUACAACAAACUGCGAAGAUAAUACCUGUCAUUGGACAGGGAGGAAGAAUUAGACACUAUGUGUCCCUUAGCAGACCUUGCACCGACAACAACAAGGCUGAAAGAGUAUGUGAACGUGUUCAGGCCGAGUCCCAGACAGAUAUCCAGACUUGCAGACACAAAGACAGAAGGAAAGGCUCUUUAGAUGUCCGAUCUACCACGUCUCGGGGCAGCGAUGGCAGUUCACAGAGAAGACACUCAUCUAUGGCCAGGAUACAUUCCAUGACUAUCGAAGCACCUAUUACCAAGGUAAUAAAUAUAAUCAAUGCUGCACAAGAGAGUAGUCCCAUGCCAGUUGCUGAAGCCUUAGACCGCGUCCUCGAGAUCCUGAGGACCACCGAGUUGUACUCCCCACAGCUUGGGACAAAGGAUGAAGACCCCCACACAAGUGACCUUGUCGGAGGUUUGAUGACGGAUGGUCUACGAAGAUUAUCAGGGAAUGAGUAUAUCUUAUCAGCAAAACAAACUCAUCAGGUUCCAGGCAGUUUAAUCUCACCUAUUUCCCUUAAUGACAUACCACCCCGGAUAGCACAAGCAAUGGAAAAUGAAGAAUAUUGGGACUUCAACAUCUUCGAAUUGGAAGCAGCGACCCAUAAAAGGCCUUUGGUUUAUCUCGGUCUCAAAAUGUUUGCUCGCUUUGGAAUCUGCGAGUUCCUGAACUGCUCGGAAUCGACUCUGCGGUCGUGGCUGCAAAUCAUUGAAGCCAAUUACCACGCGACCAACUCCUAUCACAACUCAACCCACUCUGCUGACGUGCUGCACGCCACGGCCUAUUUCCUUUCUAAAGAAAGGGUCAAACAAACUUUGGAUCCCAUUGAUGAAGUUGCUGCUCUGAUUGCUGCCACCGUGCAUGACGUGGACCACCCAGGUCGAACCAACUCCUUCCUCUGCAACGCAGGAAGUGAGCUCGCCAUUUUGUACAACGACACUGCGGUGCUGGAGAGCCAUCAUGCUGCACUGGCCUUCCAGCUCACCACCCGGGACGAUAAAUGCAAUAUUUUUAAAAACAUGGAGCGGAACGAAUAUCGAAGCCUCCGGCAAGCCAUUAUUGACAUGGUACUGGCCACGGAGAUGACCAAGCACUUUGAGCACGUCAACAAAUUCGUCAACAGCAUCAACAAGCCCUUGGCAGCCCUGGAGGAGAACGGGAGUUCCAACGGAGAUGGAGAUCCCAUGAAAAACAUCCUCACGUCUCCUGAAAACCGAAUCCUGAUCAAACGGAUGCUUAUUAAGUGCGCUGAUGUCUGCAAUCCGUGCCGGCCUCUGGAGCAGUGCAUCGAGUGGGCGGGUCGCAUCUCAGAGGAAUAUUUUGCACAGACGGAUGACGAGAAGAGACAAAGUUUGCCUGUGGUGAUGCCUGUUUUUGACAGGAAUACUUGUAGUAUCCCCAAAUCUCAGAUCUCAUUCAUCGAUUACUUCAUCACCGACAUGUUUGAUGCUUGGGACGCGUUUGCGGACUUGCCAAAUCUGAUGCAGCACUUGGACAACAAUUUCAAGUACUGGAAGGGGCUGGAUGACAAGAAGCUACGGACACUCCGACCGCCACCAGAAUAGCAUUGGGCCUCUUGGUGUGUCCGUUGGCCAUCUGGAAGCGGGUUCCUUCAAGUGCGCGUUGGAUCGUGCAUUCUCCAGAUUUGUUCCAGUCUCUUCAGUAUUACAGUAAGGCCUUCCUGUACUCAUCCUUGGGGAUCUUGAACGUUCGAGAGAGUCCGGACAGUGGCAAGUGAACUCUCGUCCAGCUCCCAUGAAGGGACUCAGUACCACGUGAGCCUUUCAAGCUGAAUUACACUGGAUUGCUGCAAUACCUGUAUGGAAGAGGGUGGGUGAGCAAAUCUUUUUGUUUUCUCUUGUUUUUGGCAUUCCCUUUAUGCCAGAAUGUGAAGCAUGAAGACAGCCUCCUCUUAAAAAGAAGAGAUUUUCGCACAUGUAUCUUCAGAUCUGCAAGUGAAGGCAAAAUCCCCAUCAGCGGUGAUGACUCAUAACACUUAUGAGGAUGCUUUUUUAAAAUGAGCACUUAAAAAAAGAUAGCUUCGUCAGAACAAUCAGAUAUUUGCCAUGCAAACCCUCCAUGAAGGAGUUUUUUGAUCUUCGGAAAAAUGGACAUCCGUUACUCUAUUUUUUCACAUCACAGAAGGUGCAAUCAUUCACUGCUAAGCACUACUGAGAGAAAGUUCUCUUUAAAAGAAAUUUAGUAGCAAACGUUCUAAGACCGACCCAACCUGCAAAAUAUUUUGAAGUUGAUCGUUAGCCAUCUCUGAUAAAAGAAGAAGUUUUAUUUAUUUUGUUAGAUGUUCAAUAUUUUCUAUGAAUUUAUAAAGACUUUCCAAGCCAAAGCCAACUUUAGAUGCAUUACAGAUUUCCAUGAUUCAUACGCGUUCUGCAUUUAAUUGAUGUACAAAAAAACCUUUUAUUUUCAUAAUACAAAAAUGCCGUACAAUGAGGACACAUUUUUAUUGCACUGUAAGGAUAGAUGUGUAUGUUGAACUAUUGUCCAAUUUUAUGUUAAUUAAAGUAAGUUUUUAUCAAAGGUU